Messenger RNA from Momordica charantia (bitter melon), 1142 nucleotides. Its product is annotated as splicing factor Prp18 family protein. The record is from RefSeq and is a predicted model, not a curated record. Gene Ontology annotation, cellular component: U4/U6 x U5 tri-snRNP complex; U5 snRNP; U2-type post-spliceosomal complex. Gene Ontology annotation, biological process: RNA splicing; generation of catalytic spliceosome for second transesterification step. NCBI's taxonomy places the organism in Eukaryota, Viridiplantae, Streptophyta, Magnoliopsida, Cucurbitales, Cucurbitaceae.
CUAACGACUUUCUUCGGGAUAUUGCGGAGUUGAGGAAGCGCCAGAAGACGGGGAUUUUGAGCGACAGGAAGAGGCAGAAGAAGGAGGAUGGUGCGGUGGAAGAGGGAGAAGGGGGUGGGGCUGACGAAGAAAGUGCCGAUGGAGGGUCGAGUGGGGUCGACGCUGACAAGGAUUUGAAGAGAAUGAAGGCGAAUUUCGAUGACUUAUGUGAGGAAGAUAAGAUAUUGGUGUUUUUCAAGAGGUUGUUGAAUGAGUGGAACCAGGAGUUGAAUGAAAUGCCUGAAGCAGAGAAGCGGACGGCUAAAGGGAAGUCUAUGGUAGCAACAUUCAAGCAGUGUGCUCGUUAUUUGCAUCCUCUGUUCAAGUUUUGUAGGAAGAAGGUUCUUCCUGAUGAUAUUCGACAAGCACUGGUGGUGGUUGUCGAGUGCUGCAUGAAGCGAGACUAUCUAGCGGCAAUGGAUCAAUACAUUAAGAUGGCUAUUGGAAAUGCCCCCUGGCCUAUUGGUGUCACUAUGGUUGGUAUUCAUGAACGUUCAGCUCGUGAGAAGAUUUACACCAACAGUGUGGCCCAUAUCAUGAACGACGAGACAACAAGAAAAUACUUGCAAUCAAUUAAGAGAUUGAUGACGUUUUGUCAACGACGCUAUCCAACAAUGCCGUCCAAGGCAGUCGAAUUUAACAGCUUGGCCAACGGUAGUGACCUGCAGUCCCUGCUAGCAGAAGAAAGAGUUUCUGGAGGAGGCAAGCAGGCUUCCGAAGAAAGGCUAAGAAUCAUGGCUGCCCCAGAAGAUAGCUAGCUAACUAAGGUUGGUGAUGUUUUGUCAACAGCGAUAUCCAUCGAUGCCAUUGAAGGCAGUAAUUGAACUAGUUGAACAGUAACGACCUGAAGUCCCUGCUAGCAGAAGAGAGUUUCCAGAGGGGGCGAGCAGGGUGUUCCGAUGAAAGGCUUCAAAUUGCACCCGCCCCAAAGGUAGAUACCUGGUAAGAACCUCUCCUGGCCACCAUGCUUUAUGUCUUUAUGAUGUGUACUCUAAAGCUUUCAUCAGCAUAGUUUGGUAGUCACUAAGUCAAUGUCUGAGUACUGAUUGAGAUUGAAGUCUGUAUUAACUCUUUAGAAUAUAAAACAGUGCUUCAGAACCUAA